AUGAGAGAUGAGUUUAAAAUGAAAAUAAAUAUUAAGAAAACAAAGAUCCUAAUAAGUAGUAGACGUGAAGAAGAGAGACUAAGAACAACUAACAUCGCAAUUGAUAACGAAUCAUUGCAACAAGUACAAGAAUAUAAAUACCUAGAAAGUUUAAUAACGGCAGAAGGUACUAGUAAAAAAGAGAUAGUAAGUAGAAUAAAUCAGGCAAAAUGUGCAUUCAAUAAGAAAAAGAACCUAUUCACCCCCAGAAGGAUAGAUAUUAACAUCCGAAAGAAUUUGAUUAAAACAUACGUGUGGAGUGUGGUGUUAUAUGGUAGUGAAAAUUGGACGAUCGCUAAAGCAGAAAAAAAUAGAUUAUUGGCUUUUGAAACAUGGUGUUGGGGAAGGAUGCAAGGAAUAAGCUGGAGAGAACAUAUGACAAACGAUGAGGUAUUCGCAAAACCUAAAGAACAAAGAUGUUUCAUGAAAAGUUUGAAGAAAAGAAGAACCAAACUAAUAGGAUAUAUACUAAGACAUAAGCCUAUUGAAAAGAAUUAUGGAAGGAAUGAUAGUAGGAAAGAAUGUAGUUGA
Cinara cedri is the source of this 570-nucleotide messenger RNA. The record is from the annotation of a GenBank genome assembly. Lineage: Eukaryota; Metazoa; Arthropoda; Insecta; Hemiptera; Aphididae.